Messenger RNA from Herpailurus yagouaroundi (jaguarundi), 732 nucleotides. It is a transcript of the gene CELA1, whose product is annotated as chymotrypsin like elastase 1. Gene Ontology annotation, molecular function: serine-type endopeptidase activity. The record is from RefSeq and is a predicted model, not a curated record. The transcript is spliced from 7 exons. Gene Ontology annotation, biological process: proteolysis. NCBI's taxonomy places the organism in Eukaryota, Metazoa, Chordata, Mammalia, Carnivora, Felidae. The coding region runs from base 20 to 592 and encodes 190 amino acids.
CCUCUUCCGAUUUCUCAAAAUGACCUUCCGUGUGGUGGCUGGAGAGCACAACCUGAGCCAGAACGAUGGCACCGAGCAGCGUGUGAGUGUGCAGAAGAUCGUGGUGCAUCCCUACUGGAACAGCAAUAAUGUGGCCGCCGGCUAUGACAUUGCCCUGCUGCGCCUGGCCCAGAGAGUUACCCUCAACAACUAUGUGCAGCUGGGUGUCCUGCCAGCGGCGGGAACCAUCCUGGCCAACAACAAUCCCUGCUACAUCACAGGCUGGGGCAUGACCAAGACCAACGGGCAGCUGGCCCAGGCCCUGCAGCAGGCUUACCUGCCCAGUGUGGACUACGCCACCUGCUCCAGUUCCAGCUACUGGGGCUCCACCGUGAAGAGCACCAUGGUAUGCGCUGGAGGAGACGGAAUUCGCUCUGGAUGCCAGGGUGAUUCUGGGGGCCCUCUCCAUUGCCUUGUGAACGGCAAGUAUGCUGUCCAUGGAGUGACCAGUUUCGUGUCCAGUCUGGGCUGUAACGUCUCCAGGAAGCCCACAGUCUUCACACGGGUCUCUGCUUACAUCUCCUGGAUCAAUAAUGUCAUUGCUUCCAACUGAAUGUCUUCCUGAAUCCCAUGGCCUUCCCAAGAUGAUGCUUAGACCCACGAAAGGACUUGAGGCCAUCAAGGAAAAAAAACAUUCUGAGAGGCCAUUGAGCCAGAUCCAGAAAAGCAAAUAAAACUGAAUAUGCAUGAUCA